GUAUUUAUAACCUCAAAAACGAUUAUAUCGAAUAAAGUAAAAUCACCAAAAUUUUUUCAAUUAAAUUUAUUACAGAAUCAUGUGAUUUUACUGUUUGAACUGUAAAAUUUAAGUUGUUUAAGUCUUCAUGAGUUUUCUAUUUAUUUAGAAACCGGUAUUAUUAUCAUUAGUGAACUGUGGUUAUUAGUUAAUAAUGAAGUUAUUUCACACAGAUUGAAUAAAGACUAUAUUUUGUAAAUUGUGAAAAUUCUAGUUAAAUGCUUUCAUUGAAUUUUGAUCUUAGUGGUUAAAAAAUAAAAUGUUUUAGCAUUCUUUACUGAAAAAGUAUAUUGCAUAUUACGAACUACAAUGGUGGAUAAUAGCUGUAUUAUCGAGGGAAAUGUCAAAUUUCGAGAUGGAAAGAAGUGGAAAUCACGAUGGUGUGUCAUGAGAAAAUUAUCACCAGUAGCAGAUUGUCUACACUUGCAACUUUAUGGAGAUAGCAAGGAUAGAUUUAAAAAUGCACAUACAAAAGCGUCAUUGAGUUUACAACAUUUUCUUGGUGUACAAAGUGGAUUCACACUUGAUAAGGAAUCAAACACCAUUGCCAUAAUCUGUCGAGAUAUAAUUGUAGUUCUUGCAUUUGAUACAAGGGAACGUUUGAUACAGUGGCAGGUUAAAAUAUCAAAUAAUUUAGGAGAAGAUCGUCAAUUUUUGGUGCUCAUUGCCACUGCCGCAUCUAAAGGAAAAAUAAAUAAUGGUCCAGCACAUCUUUGUGUUCAAAAUUACAGAUUUUGUAUCACAGUUGGAAUUCCACCGAGACUUGUAGGAAUUUGGAAAAUCGUCCAUCUCCGCAAAUAUGGAGUCAUCGAUGGUCGAUUUUGUUUUGAAGGCGGUUCACGAUGUGAUCGUGGAGAAGGACUUCAUGUACUAAUUACUGAUCAAGGCGACGAAAUAGUAAAAACAUUUCAAUUAGCCGUAGAGGGAAAAUUACCUAGUCGAAAUAAAACUAUAGGACGUGAUCAAGGUUCUCAAGAAAGUCCUCGAAGUCAAUUUUCAAGAUCAGAAACUAGAGUCAGCAAUUUUGUUCCAUCUUCAUCAUACGCGUCAAAUCAUCAUGAGAAAUAUUAUGAAUCAUGUAAAAAUGAGAAUUCAUCAUUUUGGUGUUCUUCUGAUAGACCACAGGAAAUGGAAUCAGAAGAAAAUUUUAGCAGUCGAGAUUCUAUUUCUACUUCGGAAUUAAUUGAACAACCAAAUGAUUGGCAAAGAUAUUCCUUCUCUCGACAUGGAAAUUCAAAAUUAGAAAGAUGUGCAAGUUGCAUAGGAAAACUUGGAACAAUAUCAAAAUCAUCAACAUGUGUUACAAAUGUCGAAACAACGACCAUAAAUAAUUCUGGAAUUCAACAUAAUAAUUUAAGUCAUUUAACACAUAGAGCACUCGAUGGAUUAUCAUUAUCGUCAUACAGUAGCAGCAGUCACGAGAGUGAUUAUUCUGUUUCACAAAGAGAUGCAAUUUCCCAACAAACGGAAUGUUGUUCACGUACAAAAUUGGAGCAAACUCAAUAUGUUUGUUCAUCAUUAAACUCAGGAGUACCUCCAAGACCACCUAAAAAUCAUGAACUUACAAAUGUUGCCAAAUUGAAAAAACCACCAAUGCCUCUUCCAAGUGCUUGUGCUUGUCUAAAGAAAAAGAAUUCUAUCCGUAAAAAUGAUUCUUUCAUUGGUCCCUAUAAUAAUUACGAUAUUCCUAAACCGAUAUUGGUUCAUCGUGUAAUUCUCAAUCAACCAGAAUUACAAAAUCAAUAUUACGAUACACCGAGAAAAAUUAAAGAGUCAUUACCCAAUGAAUAUGCUAAUUAUGAUAUGCCACAAGCUGUGAUGUUACAACAAUGUGGCUGUCCCACAAAAUUAUCACAAACGCCUCGUGUCUGUCCCUGCCAAAAUGUCUUGAGUUGGGCCGGUUUUGUGUUACCAUAUUGUCGUAGAGGCGCUGGAAUUGAAUCCACCGGUGUCGCUGUUCAACCAAUUCGCCUUUCAGGAGAAGGUAAAAUGCCCGUAGUUAAUGCUAAUAACACAGAAAUGAAUUUCUUUUCAAAAAAUCAUAGUAUCAACAAAACAGAAGAUUGUGAACAUUACACUGAAAAUGACAAAAGUUCUAAAGCUAAUUAUGAAAAUAUUGAACCAAUUAUUGACACUCAACCCAAUGCAAAUACACCCAAUUACGUUAAUAUUGACUUUAAGUCUCUUAAUUAUUAUGAAAACAGUAAAGAUCUUGUAUUAAAAACCGGAAUUUCAAAAAAUGAAUGGAAACAAAUUUCUAAGGAACUACAAAUACAGGACAAUAAAGAGAUACAUAAUUCAAAAAAAGAUUCAAAAACUGAUUAUCUCGAGGUAGAACUUAAAACUCCUAAAAGUCCUACUUCAUGCUAUCUACCAAUGCAACCUGCUUGUUCAAAGCAAGUUUUAUCUAGACUCAACAGUGUUAAAAGUUCAAGUAAUCCUACUUUAUCAGGAUCAUCUCUCGAUGGGAUAAGAAAGAGAUCAGACUCCGAGUACCGAGUUCCUGGUUCUGCAAUUUUAUCUAGUCCUCAUUUAAGGAGACGUUUAAUUGACGUAAACAAUAAGAAUGAAGAAAGUAUUUUACUAAGAAAACGUUCAUAUUCAGAAGAAUCUCGUUUUGUUGAUGAGGAAAAAUCGACAAUUUGCAAUUGUCCAAAUGAAGUGAAUAAAAAAAUUCUUCCCAAUAUUGAAAUUAAUAAAAUAGAAAAAGAUUUAAUUUCUGGUUCUUGUAUUAAAAUUCGAAGAUCAUCUUCCGUUCCUUCAAAAUCAGGACAUAGUCGAGAUUCUUCCAGUAGUAAUGAUUCAGGUGUAUUUACAGGAUCAGGUACACAAAAAAAUAAUGGAUUUCACGAUUUUGAAUGCGCAUCUGUUUCAACAUCAACACCGUUGAAAAAAAAGCAAUCUACUCUUGUCGAAACUUAUAAAUCAUCAGUUUGUUUUCACGAUAGUUUACCAAGAAAAUCAAAAUCAAAUGAUCUACUAAAAGAUAUAAGUUUUCAAUUUCAAAAAAUUACAAUGCCCACAAAAUCUUCAUCUACAGAAACAGAUAUUCCUUCAAAGGAAACUAAAAGAUUUACAAAUCCUACUGAAAUUACAACAAAUAGAAUUCCUGAUUCGCGUAGCACAAGCAGCGGCACUUCUGAUAUGUCUGAUUAUAUUGAGACUUUGUCUCUUUCAUCACAUUCUUCGGCAGAAACACCAGACUGUCUUCGUCACGAAAGUAGAGGUUUAGCUACAACUUUACGUCCUCGAAAUGGCAAAGAAUAUUAUAAAAUUGAUCGCAGUAUUUUGUUAGAUUCUGAACGCAAUGCAAAUUCAGCUUUGACAAAUUAUGCAAAUAUCGCUUCAGUUGAAGAGAAAAGUGAAUCACCAUCACCAGGUUAUAUGAGUAGUUCACCAUUUGAGCGGCAGUCUUUAACAAAAGAACAUUUUGUAUUUUCUAAGGAAUCUUGAACGUGUAACUUCUGAAACAAGUCACUUAUCUCAAGUUCCUAGAGAUUCCAAAUAUAACGGAUAGGAGGGUAAUUACAAAAAAUGAGGUUUGAUAACUGAACUUAUUACAACUAAUAACGCGGGUGUUUUUUUGAAAAGGACAUGUUUUCUGUUUUUUAAUAUUUGAAAAAUAUGAAUGUGAAAUCACUGUCUUCUUGUAAAUUCAUUAAUUUAAAUUUUAAUAAGUUAUUUUUUUGCACAUCAAAUGUCGCACAAAUAUUUUUAAAUUUUAUUUAUUAUAUAGAGCACCCAAUAUCUAGAGUAUAUAGUUGAAAUGAAGUCAAUAAUCAAACACUUCCUACAACGAUUUCAAAAUUUUCUAAAAUUAUGCUCAAUACAAAUUAUACUUAUACUAAUAUAUUAUUACAUAUUGUACUAUAAAAAUUCUUUCUCUGCCACUUGAUAAUGAAAGAAAAAAAAAUUUCUUUGUAAUGUAGUACAAACAUUGCUUUUCGAGUGUCGCUUAAUUUACAUGAGCAAAUUUUCAUUCCAUUAUAUCAAAUUUCAAUAAGACGUGAAAGAAUUUAAUCAAAUCUCAAUCUUGGCCACUGUCUUUAAAAAAAAAAAAAUUUAAACGAUUUAAUCCAUUUAGCUUUUAGAUAACUGUUAAGCUAUAGACUGAUAGAUACUUCUGUUUUUUAAGGAUAGAUGUAAAUUUUAAAGAUAGAUGAUUACUCUAUCUUCAGGAUGGCCACUAAACGGGAAAACCGUGAAUUAGUUUGAUUUUUUUUGAGCGAGACGUUUUUCAAGUCAUACGAUGCUGAAUUCAAUAAAGUUUUUAGAAUUCUCGUUUGAUUUCCUAUUGUUACAUUAUUUCCUAAUUAGCAUAAAUGUUUUGUUAAUUAAUUUCAUAUCAUUUUCAUCGAGGGUACUUAAACCUUACUUAAAAGGUUUAAGAUAUAGAUAAAAAUACAUCAUUUAGUGCCCGAGAGUUCUAAUAUCAAGAGAGUUUUUUAAAAAUCUUUUAUCCUGUUAAUUCUAUUAUAUCAAAAGUGUCAACUCCUACAACUAAUUUCCAUAUUCUAUGAAAAUGGUUACCCUUCUGCCAAUAUGGGUGUGUUUCGUAGGUUCUUUACAAUGAUACCAUCAUCCCAGCAAAUGAAAACUAAUUCAGUUGAAUUGAAAUGAAUACACCCUGGCUUCAGUGAAUCCCGCUUAGCGACAAAUUCGAAUUGGAGCUAUAUUUAUUUUAUUUUAUUGAAAUAAAUCCAACAGUCACAAAGACUAAUUACAGGAUUAUCAAUUACAAAUUUUGAAAAUGGGACAAAUUACUUAAUAUUAAGGCAUCGUAUUCUCAUUAACUAAAUUGAGAACUGCUUUCAAGAAUGAAUCAAAUGAUUGAUCAAAGACAUCAAGAAUCAUAGGACCAUUACUAUAUAUAUGUUAUUUAAAGUACCACACAUACUCAAUAUAGGUGUUGCUUUGUUUGCACUCCCCAUUCCUGAAUAAAAUGGAUUAGACCCCCGCGAAAAGAAUUGAGGAACAGCAAUAGGAAUUUCAGAAAGUAGAUAACAGCUAUCAAGCGUAUUUUUUAAAACUUUAAACAAAAAUAUUACUGAAUCUAUCUGUCCUUCUAUUUUCGAGCGAGCUUUCAUUCAUUAAAACUAAUUCAAUGAACAAACUUUUGUGCUUUAAUUUUUUUCAAUUCGCAGCCUGAAUUCAAGAGACGAGUUGAUCAUUUUGUUUGAAUUCUCAAAACUCAUUGAUACGAAUUGAAUUGAAUAUACAAAAGAACUUCACUGAAUCUUACAUAGCGUCAAAUACGAAUUGGACCUUGCCAAAAAAAGUUAAUUCAUUUCAAUUCAUCUGAAUUAGUUUUGUUACUGGUAUGGAUUAUAGUCAAAAUUUUUAAUAUUGACUGAAUCUUGUAACAUCUUUCACAAGAAGAGCUCCAUUUAAUUAAUUGAAUUUGAUCACUCCAUGUAUCGAUAUCUAUUUCGUGAUUAUUAAAAUCAUAUCGUUUACGUAAUCUUUCUAACAUGAUUUCCUCAAGUUUUUCAUUUUGUGUCAUUAUUGAAAUAUUUGUAAAUUGACACUUCGAUGUAAUCUUUUUCGUAUUUUAUGUUGCUGUAUCUUGAUUCCUCGAUUCCGGUAAUGAGUAUAUAGGUUUUGUAAAUGAAAAUUCGAUGGAUAAAUUCUCCAACUCGGUCACUGGAGAGUUUAUUUUUUGUCAUGUUUUGCGCGUUCAUAUUACUGUUACGUCUCAAAUUGAGACAAUAAUUUUAGAAAUAAUAUUAUUAUUUUAUUUAUGUCCGCUUCGGU
This is a messenger RNA of Leptopilina boulardi, 5793 nucleotides long. RefSeq lists its product as uncharacterized. The transcript is spliced from 6 exons. Bases 349 to 3492 code for a protein of 1047 amino acids. The record is from RefSeq and is a predicted model, not a curated record. Gene Ontology annotation, molecular function: protein kinase binding. Gene Ontology annotation, biological process: neuromuscular junction development; positive regulation of protein tyrosine kinase activity. Lineage: Eukaryota; Metazoa; Arthropoda; Insecta; Hymenoptera; Figitidae.